This is a messenger RNA of Fusarium sp. VM40, 1029 nucleotides long. The record is from the annotation of a GenBank genome assembly. NCBI's taxonomy places the organism in Eukaryota, Fungi, Ascomycota, Sordariomycetes, Hypocreales, Nectriaceae.
AUGGUCCUCCUCUCCAUCGUCCAACAAACCAACGCCUCAGCUGCCUCCAAGCUCCCCGCCGGCCUGGUAGCUGUCUUUGCGGGUGCUACAGCCGGUAUUGGCGAGACGGCUCUCAGGGCUUUUGCCAAGCAUACGGUCAGGCCCAAGAUCUACUACGUCGGUCGCUCUCAGGAAGUAGGUGAUCGCCUGCAGAAGGAGUUGCGCGAGGUGAACUCUGAGGGCAGUUAUGUCUUCAUCAAGAAGGACAUGAGCUUGUUGAAGAAUGUGGAUGAAGUGUGUCGAGAUAUCAAAAGCAAGGAAACUGUUCUGAACGUACUAUUUCUGAGUCAAGGAACGCUCAAGAUGGGUGUUGAUACCCCUGAGGGCCUCCCUCUGAUCACCGGCCUCACUCUCUACUCCCGCGCCCGUCUAACAACCAACCUCCUCCCUCUCCUCAAGAAAGCGCCCUCUCUACGUCGAGUAAUAACCGUCAUGGCCGGCACAAAAGAAGGCAAGCUCUUCACAGACGACAUCGCAGGCCGCAAAAUCCCCUUCACCAGCAUUCACCACUCGCGCGGCCACAUGUGCUCAGCCCUGACGCUCUCGCUGGAAGCACUCGCCCGCCAGGCCCCAGAGGUAUCAUUCAUCCACAACUUCCCCGGGUCUGUCGACACGGAUCUCAUACGCAGUGGGGACGGGGCCAUGAUGCAGGUUAUGAAGUAUUGGUUCAAGGUCAGUAUGACCGUGAGACGGCAGUGGCUUCCCAAGGAGGAAUGUGGUGAGAGACAUGCGUGGUUGUGUUUGAGUGGGAGAUAUCCUGAUAAACAGGGUGGAGGUGGGAAUGGUGUUGGGGAUGCUGAUGGUACAGUUGCUGUUGGUGUAGAUGGGAAGAAGGGGAGCGGUGUUUACAGUGUUGAUUGGGAUGGAGAGAGCGCGUCAAGCGAUGUGGUCAAACUGUUGGAGGGAUAUCGCCAGGAGGGUACUGUCGAUAAGGUCUGGAAAGACCUGGAGGGUGAGUUUGUCAGAAUUACAGGAGAAAAGUCUAUCUGA